Sinocyclocheilus rhinocerous is the source of this 3185-nucleotide messenger RNA. RefSeq names its product Krueppel-like factor 7. Gene Ontology annotation, biological process: regulation of transcription by RNA polymerase II. The coding region runs from base 156 to 1142 and encodes 328 amino acids. NCBI's taxonomy places the organism in Eukaryota, Metazoa, Chordata, Actinopteri, Cypriniformes, Cyprinidae. The transcript has 4 exons. Gene Ontology annotation, molecular function: RNA polymerase II cis-regulatory region sequence-specific DNA binding; DNA-binding transcription factor activity, RNA polymerase II-specific. The record is from RefSeq and is a predicted model, not a curated record.
ACACAGUAACCCGUGAGCUACUGUGCUCCUGCUGCUCCCCUUCCAGAAACAUUGUGAGGAAAGAAAACAAACCUGCGUGGAUGGAUCCUUUACUUUUAAACACAUUUUAGUAUCCAUAGUGAACUGAAACGUUUCGGGUUUCGCGAUUGAUCUGAAUGUUUCAGUCGCUCGCGCUGAAGCGAACGCGGAUUCCUCGCGCAGAGAAUCAAAGUCUCUCAAACGCACCGUUUAGCUGCACAAACAUGGAUGUUCUGGCCAAUUACAGUAUUUUUCAAGAACUUCAACUUGUUCAUGACACUGGCUACUUCUCUGCGAUGCCGUCUCUGGAGGAAAACUGGCAGCAGACAUGUUUGGAGUUGGAACGCUAUCUGCAGACGGAACCCAAACGGCUGUCUGACCUUUUUGACGAGGAACUAGAUGGCCUCCUUACCCCCUCCUUCAUGAAGGAAGAUGUGGAUGAAGACCUGUUAGACCCCCUCCUUCCCAGCCUCAACAACCCCCCCAGUCCUCCUCCUCCUCCUCCUCCUCGCCUCACCCCACGCAAAGAAACUCUCUCCUCCACUUCCUCUACUGUGACCUCUCCAGACAUCACCUUAGGGGUCAACGCAGCCCAGCUGAACGCCGUCACCUCCCUAACACCUCCCUCGUCCCCAGAACUGGGCCGUCACUUAGUCAAACCCACCCACACACUCAGUGCCUCGCCCGACGGGACCCUCACGCUCAAGCUAGUGGCCCGAAAGGUGGGCUUGAGUUCUGCCAAGCUCGUGGUGGCCCACCCGGUCCCACUUUCUCCCCAGCAUGGCAGCAGCGGAGCACAGAGCGACGGGGAACAGGGCGCCACCUGCACCAUGGGAGCUGGUGAAAUGGCAGAGAACAAGAAGAGGGUCCAUCGCUGCCAGUUUAACGGGUGUCGGAAGGUCUACACCAAGAGUUCACAUUUGAAGGCACAUCAGAGGACACAUACAGGGGAGAAGCCGUACAAGUGCUCAUGGGAAGGCUGUGAAUGGCGGUUCGCGAGAAGCGAUGAGUUGACGAGGCACUACCGCAAACAUACCGGCGCCAAGCCUUUCAAGUGCAAUCACUGCGACAGGUGUUUCUCUCGAUCUGAUCACUUGGCACUGCACAUGAAGAGGCACAUCUGAGGAGGAGGAGGUGGCAAAAUGGCGAGGUGGAGGAAGAGAUGGAAGGUAGAGGAUGAGAAGGAGAGGGAUUAUGGGAAGAAGCCGGAUACCACUCAGGCCAUUCGCUCAUCCCACCAGAGAGUGGCCUCCUGUAGGGGAACCGAUCAGCACGGGCUGAACUCAGACCAGGUCUUUAGGUUUGGUCGGCCACGUCUGACCAUGAGGAUGGAAAUUCGGAGGUCUACAGAUCUGAGAAGGUGGUAUGACAUCUUAUGUCACUUAAAGACAACGUGCUUCAGUAGGUAUUUGCCUAAUGCUCAAAACAUCAAUGACUUGAUUUAGAUACUAUUAUUCCGUUCCAACUUCUCUGAGAACCAUUUAAAGCUUUCAUCAAUUUUACAUAGAGUACGUCUUACGCAGAUUGUCAAACAGACCAACUACCAAUGCACCUGGUUUGAUUUACUGCACCGUGCAAGAUGUGUCCCAAAAUCAUCUCCUUGAGAACCUUUGGAGAACAUCGUAGCGAUAGGAUGCCAAUCCAAAGAGAUGGAUUUUUCUUUGUUUCCCAUUUUGAGAGAGGAUUAUCUUUCUGCUUUGAUCCCACCAAUCCACAGCCAAGAUGUAAAGUGGAACGUCCAUCCGGAGAAAUCUGGAUUUCAAAGGUAAAGUGGAAUCACCCAUCGCUCAAAUGUGAAUCUGACUGGGGGCAGUGGAGGAAACACUCUUACAGUACCUUCUUCGUAGACAGACAAAUCUCUCUCUUUCACGUCCCUCCUUGCCAACCAACCGCUGCGCAGCGACACUUUGAGACUUUUUAUAAAGGAAAAAAAAUAAAAUUAAAAUAAAGAAGAGAUCUUUUUGAAUGAUGACUAUGUUAUAUAAUUCAGAAGACUUCUUUUUUGCUUUUCUCCCGUGGAUGUGUACAAAAUAGAAAAAGAAAAAGAAAUAAAAAUGGACCAAAAAAAAAAAACUGCCAUAUGCACAAGCGAAGAGUAGUGGAUUCUACACUGGCACAGACCGCAUCUGAGGUGGACUUCAUUUCUAUAGAAACGCAAACUUUUAGUGGCGAAAAGAAGUAAAGCAAUGUUGUUGUUUGCACACGUUUUGAGCAUUCCUCAACAUUAUUUAUGACCCAUGAAACGUUAUCCCAUAAACUUGGGUUCCUUCGGGAUUUCUAGGACUAGCAUGAAAUGAGAAAAGCACCAUGGUUUAUCUGCGGACUUCACUACAGAAUAAUGACUUCCAUCAUUCAAGGCAGAGAUUUGCAAUCACAACGUUUAGAAAUUUGUAAAUGCAUCACAGUAUGUCCCGAAAAACUGUCCGGACAGACAUUUCCCAUCAGUUAUUUUAGUUUGCACGGAUGGAAGCAUCAUAAGAAAGGUGUGCAUUGUGUUUCUCUGGUCCUGCAGGAGACAUCUACAUGUUUAGACUUUGUGAUGGGGUUUUUUCUUGCACAUUACAUAUCUGCCUUGUGUUCCUGGUAAAAACAGCUGUACAGUGUGUAAAUUGUAUAGUAAAAGUGAGGUUUAAAUUACAACGUACAAUCAAGUGUAGGAUGGAAAGUGUUCCUGAAUGUAAGGUUGUUUGAUUGUGGAUGGCCCUGCACUUAUGCAAUCAUUCAGACCACGGAAAGGCCUGAUCUGCUAAAGAUAGAUCCCACUGUGGCUCAUGCAUGAAGAUCUACACAAAUGCAUGUUGAUGAAGGAAUAAUUCACAUCAAAUGAGAAAUCGGUCAUCGUUUACUCACCCUAAUGUCAUUCUAAACCAGUAUGACUUUCUUUCCUUGAUGGAAUGCAGAAAAUGUUUAGAAGAAAGUUAUUUUUCCUACAAUGAAAACAGGAAUGGAGGCUGUCAAACUCCAAAAAAUGGCAUGGAAGCACCAUAAUACAUAGUGACUGUAUUUCAAGACUUGUGUGAAACAGACCAAAAUUUAACUCAUUCUCACUUCCAUAUUUUCGAAAUGGCAACAAACAAUUAUAAGACAUGGAAAAAACAUUGGCUUUAGGACUUCAAAUGUAUCUUCAUGCAUAAAGUUUGCAUGAACAAAGCUAUACUACGUUCAUU